ACCAAAACAAUGUUAUUUAUAAUGAAAUAAAUGGCAUUUGCAAGAGACUCAAGGCAGUGCAAUACCCAAAAUGAAGCUCACUACCAUCUUAAUCUUCUUCAUCUUUGCCCUUCCGUUCACAUUUGCUAACCUGCGCGUUGGAUUCUAUACCGCAACAUGUCCAAGAGCAGAGACAAUUGUAGGUGAAGUUGUGCAAAGGCGUUUCAGCCAGGAUAAAUCCAUUGUCGCAGCCCUUCUUCGCAUGCACUUUCACGAUUGCUUUGUUAGAGGUUGUGAUGCCUCAAUACUAAUAGAUCCAACAAGCACUAGAACAUCAGAGAAGAUUGCAGGGCCAAACCAAACUGUUCGUGGAUUUGAGAUCAUUGAUGAAGCAAAAGCAAUCUUAGAACAAGCGUGCCCUUUAACUGUUUCAUGCGCAGAUAUCAUAGCACUUGCCACAAGAGAUGCAGUGGCACUGGCAGGAGGGAUAAGGUACAGCAUCCCCACGGGAAGAAAAGAUGGUCUAUUAGCCGAUCCUUCCUUAGUAAUCCUUCCAGCACCAUCAUUGUCUGUACAAGGUGCUCUUCAGUUUUUCACCGCAAGAGGGUUGACACUAGAGGACAUGGUGACCCUUUUGGGAGGACACACCGUUGGUUUUGCUCACUGUAGUGUGUUUCAAGAGAGGCUUUCAAGUGUUCAAGGAAGAGUUGAUCCUACAAUGGAUCCUGAAUUGGAUGCAAAGCUGGUGCAAAUUUGUGAGUCCAAUAGGCCAUCAUUGAGUGACCCUCGUGUGUUUUUGGAUCAAAACUCUUCUUUUUUAUUUGACAAUCAAUUUUACAACCAAAUGAGGCUUAGGAGAGGGGUACUUCACCUUGAUCAGCAAUUGGCUUUCGACUCAUUGUCAAGGGACAUUGUGGAGGAUUUUGCGGCAAAUGAUGGUACAUUUCAAGAGAGAUUUGCAAAUGCCAUGAUAAAGUUGGGGAGCAUUGGUGUUUUGGAUGGAAACGAAGGUGAUGUAAGAAGGAAUUGCAGGGCUUUUAAUAUUCCUCUGUAGAAUGUGCUAUUGCAAUAUUACAGAGAAAUGCCUAUGCAAAAUCAAUAAUAACAUUUGAACGUUAUAUUUGUUAA
Glycine soja is the source of this 1107-nucleotide messenger RNA. Its product is annotated as peroxidase 44-like. Gene Ontology annotation, molecular function: peroxidase activity; heme binding. Gene Ontology annotation, biological process: hydrogen peroxide catabolic process; response to oxidative stress. NCBI's taxonomy places the organism in Eukaryota, Viridiplantae, Streptophyta, Magnoliopsida, Fabales, Fabaceae. The record is from RefSeq and is a predicted model, not a curated record. The coding region runs from base 71 to 1033 and encodes 320 amino acids. The transcript has 2 exons.